GCACACUUCUGAUGUUUCAACUUUGUUCUGUUUGUUCUGCUCAUGCACACUUCUGAUGUUUAAGCUUUAUUGUUUCUUCUUGGAUAUUUCAACUUCUUUCAACACUUGCAGUACUAAAUAUAUUUUUCGGUCUUUUGCUCUUGCUUUCUUUUUUUGGAUUUGUUAGUUUUUAUUGCUUGUAAGUAUUGUUAGUGUGUCUGCUCUAUAUUGUGCGAAAGAUGUUUGAUGGUAUGUUGUAAUGAACUUUGUUCCCUUCUAUAACAGUACACUCAUAGAUUCUACAGUUAAAAAAUUUACAGCAUUUACCCUUGCAUGUGUGCGUUAGCAUUACGGAAAGUUUAUGAUUUCAAAAGAACUCUUAACUGUUAUGCCUCUCAUUGUGAAGAUAAAGACAUAUGGCACCAAGAAUGAAUAUUGACGGAAUAACUCCUGACACUCUUGAUUGGACUUGCAAAGUCCAAAUUGUGGACAUGAGUCGAGACCGAUUAAGUUUGGAGAAAAAAAUUCGAUUCCAAAAUCUGAUUUUGGAAGACGAACAGGAACAACAAAUCAGGGCAGUUGUAUAUGGUGAUGAUAUUGACUAUUAUGCAGAGAAGCUUGUACUUUCUGAUACAUAUCUAAUCUCUACUGCCAUGGUGAAAGUUUCACUACCUUUGUAUGGAAGAAUAAUACAUAAAUUUUAUUGGGUGCUUGAUAAAGAAGCUCUAAUUGAACAUGUCGAACCACAUAACGAGCUUGAGAAACCACUAUUGCCACCGACCAAGCUACAUACCACAACUUUUGCGAGUAUUGCUCAUAUGACUCCAGCUCCUAAUGCAGAAAUUGUUAUUAUAGGAGUUGUUCUCCAUUCUGGCCCUUCAAAAUAUGCUGGCCGCACUCAAAAUAGGUGUCGUGAGGUUACUAUUGUUGAUGAUCAACGAAACCAAUUUCUAAUCACUUUAUGGGACGACUUCGGAGAAAUUGAAGGAACUGAAUUGGAAGCUCAAAUGGAAAAUGGUAAAGAGUUCCCUGUAAUCCUUGGAAGGAACAUUGGAGUCUCUGGUUAUCAAGGUUUAUCCUUGCAAACUAGAUUCAACUCCACAAUACGCAUAAAUCCUACUUAUCCGCAGGCAAUGUGUCGGCCAACUUCGCAUGGUCAUCCACCACUCUUAUCAUGAAUCCUGUGCACCGACAAGUCAUUUCUAUUGCAGAAAUUAAAUCAGCAGCUUCAGUUGGAGUUUUCUGCAUUGAGGCCGAAAUGUCAAUAUCAGAUGACCUUCAAAAGUUUUGUGUGCUAGAAUGUUCGGCUGCAAACAGAAAAAGUGCACAAAAGACAGGAAGCAAUUUGAUUGCGCAAAAUGUCAAAGAAAGACAACAUUAGUGCCUCGGUGUACCUUCCAAAUUGAUCUGAUUGAUGGCAGCGGUUCAACAACUGCUUUCAUUUCUAGUGAUCCUGCUGAAAAACUUCUCUCCAUGAAGGCAGAGGACAUAUUUGACACAGCAUGUGUCAAGAACCAACUUCUCCAUGUUGAUCAGACCCAAAAAAUGUUAUCGAAGAGACUAUUUUACAUUCAACUGAGGAAGUCAUCCUGGACAAGCUCACCUGUUACUCAGUCAACUGUAACAAUUCUGUCCUACACGGAAAAAGAGCAUGUAUCUCUACCAAUCAGUAGCGAAAGGAGCAUUAAAAAGGCCAAAUCGUUAGACGCAAAUGAGGUAGAGAUGAAAUCAACAUUUGUUGAAUCUGAAUCUUCCAGCAGUGGUAUCUCAAUUGAACCAGCCACGCCAAUCAAGAAGCUGUGAAAGGAACUAUCUUCCUCAUUUUGCUACUUUUGGUUACUGAAAAAUAAUAGUUUUUGGGAUUCUCAAUCUGCACAACCUCAAUUGGUAUGAAGGACCAGUUAUUACAAGUUGGGGAGAAGGAAGUAACAAAGAUGGUAUGCAACUUUUCCAAGUUUUUGGGCGGCCUCAGUGAUUCGAAUUUUUCGUCAAGUGGAUAUGCCACACUCAGUUAGGUACCCUGAUAUCUUCCUACGCUAUAAAUUCUGGGACUGGAGAAGCUUGCUUGGACUCCAAUUCUACCAUCAUGUUGUUCUAGAUUAAGAUAUUGUCAUCUUGAACUAAAAACUCCCAACACCUUUAACUUUUUGGCUUGUAUUAUCAGUACUUCUACAACACCAUUUUCGAUCAGUGUAUCUGCACUCACACUUGUGUCUAUUGUAAAUAUUAUGAAGCUUAUAUAUAAUAGUGUAUGAUGUUAAGCUUGUACUCCAGUA
Messenger RNA from Solanum tuberosum (potato), 2255 nucleotides. Its product is annotated as replication protein A 70 kDa DNA-binding subunit D-like. Bases 396 to 1157 code for a protein of 253 amino acids. The transcript is spliced from 11 exons. The record is from RefSeq and is a predicted model, not a curated record. NCBI's taxonomy places the organism in Eukaryota, Viridiplantae, Streptophyta, Magnoliopsida, Solanales, Solanaceae.